This is a messenger RNA of Porites evermanni, 1005 nucleotides long. The record is from the annotation of a GenBank genome assembly. NCBI's taxonomy places the organism in Eukaryota, Metazoa, Cnidaria, Anthozoa, Scleractinia, Poritidae.
AUGGCAAAGGGCUUAUUGUUUGCCCUUGUCCGUAAAGGAUCAAAAUUGAAUUACCUAGACGAUGGAAAUAAUGUGCAAUGUGACAAACGAAAGAGAAAACAGAGCAACGAGAACUGCAAGGCUCACUCGAAAGUUAAUGGCCAAGGAGAAGUGAUUAAAAAUGGCUAUCAUGGCGCUCGGAAGUCUUCGGAUCAAUUCGAAACUUCAUCAGAAAAGUCGGACAGUAAACGUAGAGGAAGAAAGUUGUUUGAUUUGACUUUACAAAAGCUUUCCAAAGGGUGUAAGAGUUCACCUGUUUGUGUAAACAAUGGCACUAUAUCACCUCAAGGUACCGGUAAACAGAGAGAUACACCAAAACCAGGUCAUCCAGGCAAAGCUAUGGUGGUGCCAAGUGUGGCGAGCGGUUAUUUUGUACACGAAACUUCAAACAACAACCGCAAAGAAGCGACCUUAAAGAUGCAAGAAAAUGAGUUGCUUAUUCCACGAAUUGCGGUAACAGAUCAUAAUGUGGGUUAUUUUACCCCAAGCGGCAAAACUGUUGAAACGAAUCGUCCGUGUAUUCAUUACUCGCGCUACAGUUCUCUUCCACAGUUGCGUGUAGAUGAACGGCGAAAAAGACCCGCAUGGACUAAAGAUGAAUCCAGUUCACAAUUCAGUGGUUUUACAAACCAAAGAGCCUCGGUUGAACCACAAAUAAGCAAGGUAGAAGCAGAACCCAGCGGACUUUUCAUCGAAGCUAUCCCGAUUUCAGCGUCACCCUCUACGUCGCGAAAAAAUCAAGGAUCUGCAAACUCACUACGAUCACAGUGUAGCCAGACAAAUAGAUCAGAUAUUACCAGUGUUAGCUUCUUGGAUCGAUGCUGGAAAGGUGACAGUUCUUUUGACACGAAGAAUUGCUUAAUUAAGAGAGCCAGCUCAUGGAGUCGAGGAGAUGAGAAAAGUUUGGGUCUUACUGAUGAGAGGCAAAAUUCACGUAAAAUCAACAUUUUUCUUCCAACACUUUAG